Molecule: messenger RNA, 4536 nt
Organism: Drosophila albomicans
Lineage: Eukaryota; Metazoa; Arthropoda; Insecta; Diptera; Drosophilidae
Gene: Cdk12
Product: cyclin-dependent kinase 12
Exons: 8
Coding region: 381-4040 (1219 amino acids)
Biological process (GO): protein phosphorylation; positive regulation of transcription elongation by RNA polymerase II; transcription elongation by RNA polymerase II
Cellular component (GO): nucleus; cyclin/CDK positive transcription elongation factor complex
Molecular function (GO): cyclin binding; cyclin-dependent protein serine/threonine kinase activity; ATP binding
Source: RefSeq, a predicted model, not a curated record
UAUCGGACGAACAUUGUCGCAUGCAGAAUUAUGACAAUUCUAUGCUUUUUUUUGCUUAUUUUCAUUAUGCAAAAUUGAGAAUAUCUCUGGCGAAAUCACUGAUAUGAUUAUUAUUGUAUUGAAAAUUAAUGCCGUGGAGAAAAUCAAUAUGCAUAAGCCGAAGCACCUAAUGCGUGUUCUCGUACGGCUAUAAAAAAGACAGCAAACGUGUUAUUUAAUAAUGUAAGCGCAACACAACAAGUGAGUGCGCGUAUUACAACAAAUUGCAAACAUAAAAAGCAUAGACCUCUGAAUGAGAAGUGAAAUUUGCAUAAUAAGCAUCACAAUAUUGGGCAAAGAGAUCCUCGAAACUUGAGGAAAGAACUUGAGCACUACGAAAGAUGCAUUCUUCGUCGGCGGCGGCGUCGGCGUCGUCGUCGAAUGCGCUUGUGGAAUACUCGGAUGUGAGUUCUGAGGAUUUCUCCGAUCCCGAGGCUGGUGAAAUCGACUCCGAUGCGGCAUUAGCAGGCCGCGGCGGUUCGGCAACGAAAUCAGCAAAUCAAACUAAAAAACCAACUUCGGAUUCCGUCUUACGUAUCACAAAAACCAAUGACUACAGGAAGAGACGUAUCGAAGGCAAUGAAGACAUUGCUUCAAUUACGACAGCUGCUGAGUCGAGAUCGCGCAUUUCUGUUGUUGCAAGCGGCAGCAAUCGAUUAAGCAUUGCAUCAGUCUCUGAGAAACUCAAUCAUCAUCGCUCCGACAUCUCUUUAAGCUCGCCCAGCAAAAUUUCAAAAGAGGAACAGUGGGAUGGGGAACUGUACAUGUCUAGCGAUUCGAUAGAUACUGAUGAGCUUGAAGCUGAAAUGAAACGGCAGAAACGUAAAAAGCUGAAGAAGGAUAAGCACAAACACAAGUCGAAAAAGAAAUCGAAGAAGCGCAAGAAAAAGCGUGCCAAAUCAUACUCGAGCAUCGAUUCGCUGUCCGACAGCAACCUGAACACAUUAAUGGCAGAUAGACGUAGUCGCUAUACGCCACCAACGGCACCAAAUAGUCGAGCCAAGAGUGCCGAGCGCACAGUUAGCGCUGCCCUGCCCAAUUAUACGCCACACAAAGACAGUCAAAGUAGUCCCAUAUCAGCUGGCACUCCGCCUGCCCGACGCCCCAACAGCAAUAAUGCUUAUUAUGGCGAUGCUGCUGUGGCGGCUGCUGCGACGGCAAGUACACCCAUUGGGAGCAGCCUUCAAGUGACUGUAACGAACAAAACCAAUGCAAAUAGUCGUCAUCGUUCGCCUCCAAUACGCGCUGGUGGCGGCGGGGGCGGAGGAGCUAUGCAGCGCUAUGCCUCGUCGCCACGCACUCCGCCACAGUCACUAAGUCAUUCUCAUCAGGGCGCAGGAAGUGCACGUGACUCGCGCAGCUCUCGCUAUGUUCAAAGUCCUUUAAAGGAAGACAUUAAUGCUCAUCACCGGUCGUCAGGUAAUACGUAUUCAGGUCGCUACUCGGCAAGUGGAUCAGUUGCUGGGCAAGGCGGUAAACUCAAGCGCUUGUCACCGGAAAUGGACCGCUAUCACCAUCAGCCGAGCACGCCACCGCACAAACGACGAAAGUUCAGCGAUGGACGUGAUGCAUCUGUGGGAGCUUACGAACAUAGCAGGCACCAUGCUGUUAAAUAUGAUCGCUACAGCAGAGAUCGCUAUUCGCGUCGGAUAUCUAAGAGUCCUAGUGUACAUCGAUUAUCGCGUGGUCGUCUAUCGCCAAGUGGAGGAGGAGCCACAUCGGGGAGCAGUAAUUCAAAUAUGUAUCGCCAUAGUAAUAGCAGUAGUCAUAAACACAGCAAAUAUGGAGCUCCUCAUUCUCCUUCACCUCCAAUGUCAGCGCGAUCGUCUUCCAAACGCGCCUCUGGCAGCGGCAUUGGCAUUUCCGUCGAACGCUACGCAUCGCGUUCACCACGCCCCAGCUCACGGUACUAUGAAUCAUCGCCACCAUCACCUGCUGGUGUAUCGGGGUCGAGCUCUCACCACCAUCGACGCUCACCAAGGUCCCAUCAGCAGCAUCAUCGAAACAGCAGCCGCAAACGUUCUCCAAGCUCGGGAAGCAGUCGAAGCUCAAGCCCACGCUCAAGAUCGCCAACAUCGAGAGAUCUUAAGCAUAAACGCGAUGAAUACAUAAAGAAGAUCAGCGAAACAAGCUUGUUUGCUGAAUUGGUCAAGGAUCGCCAUAAGCGGCAAAAGGCGCUUAAAGAGAUUAUUGAACGACAGGAGGAGAAUAGCAACAGCAAUGGUGCACUGACCAUCAAUGAGAACAGCUCAUCAGUCGAUGGCAACACGCCCAAUGUGGGUGACAAUCGCUCAUCAUCAUAUUUGGCGACACAAUCCUCAGCGAAUGCGACACCAAAUGGCAUCGCUAGCGGUGGUGGAGGUGGCGGUAAAACUGAUUUGGACUUGAACAACAUUCCAAUGCCCAACCGAGAGAAUGAGACACUACUAAAGCUUAAUCCCCAUAUUGCAAAUGCAGAUGUCACGGAUGCCUCUCCAACGACAACAACAACAUCGACAAUGACAAUGGCCCUGAAAACGAACGCAAGUCAGAAACCGAAGAGUCUAACAGCGUUGCCCAUGCCACCCGGAAUGAGUGCAGCCGACUUGGUGAAUGCAGCACACACGCCGUCGCCAACGGAUUUGGGCAAGCAAGCGACGCCAAAGUCGAUGAAAAAGUUGUCGUCCGAUGAAAAGAAUCUUACAGCGAAUGCCAAUGCCAACAAGAGCCUUUUGAAUUUGCCAAUGCCACCGGUUAUACCGGGCAGCGAGGAAUUGAGUGGCGAUGAUGAUGUCAUAGACAGUCCUGAAGACUUCGAUACGCCCAGUGGCAACAGCACGAAUCCCAAUGCGAACACAAAUGCAACGCAAGCAGGUGGACGUCGCCGUCCCGUUAUACUUAAUCGUCGCGACUCUCGUAACAAUGUUCGCGAUUGGGGUGAACGAUGUGUAGAUGUGUUUGAGGUGAUCGCCCAGAUUGGAGAGGGUACAUAUGGACAGGUGUACAAGGCGCGAGAUCAUCAUACAAACGAUAUGGUGGCACUGAAAAAAGUGCGUCUGGAGCAUGAAAAGGAAGGUUUCCCCAUAACGGCUGUGCGCGAAAUCAAAAUACUUAGACAACUAAAUCAUCGUAACAUUGUGAAUUUGCAUGAGAUCGUAACGGACAAACAAGAUGCUGUUGAGUUUCGCAAGGAUAAGGGAUCGUUUUACUUGGUUUUUGAGUACAUGGAUCACGAUCUCAUGGGUCUGCUCGAGUCUGGAAUGGUAGACUUUAACGAGGAGAACAAUGCGAGCAUUAUGAAACAGCUAUUGGACGGUCUUAAUUACUGCCACAAAAAGAAUUUUCUUCAUCGCGAUAUUAAAUGUUCCAAUAUCCUGAUGAACAACCAGGGCAAAGUAAAACUGGCUGAUUUCGGCUUGGCUCGUUUGUACAACGCGGACGAUCGAGAACGUCCUUAUACGAACAAAGUCAUAACGCUUUGGUAUCGUCCACCGGAGUUGCUGCUCGGCGAGGAGCGUUAUGGGCCGUCGAUAGACGUUUGGUCUUGUGGUUGCAUAUUGGGUGAAUUGUUUCUAAAGCGUCCGCUGUUUCAAGCAAAUGCGGAAAUGGCGCAACUGGAAACUAUAUCGAAAAUAUGUGGUUCACCAAUUCCUGCUGUUUGGCCUAAUGUAAUAAAGUUACCCCUAUUUCAUACACUUAAGCAGAAGAAAACGCAUCGGCGACGCUUGCGAGAAGAUUUUGAAUUUAUGCCAGCGUCGGCUCUUGACCUGCUUGACAAAAUGCUAGACUUGGAUCCGGACAAACGCAUUACUGCGGAGGAUGCACUCCGGUCUCCAUGGCUCAAGAAUAUCAAUCCGGAUGAAAUGCCAACGCCACAAUUGCCCACUUGGCAGGACUGCCAUGAACUGUGGAGCAAGAAGAGGCGUCGCCAGCUGCGCGAACAACAAGAGUCGCUGCCACCAGGUGUAAUUUGCUCUGCCAAGUACCAACAACACGGUGCUACGAUGGUGGGGGAUGCCUAGCAUUUACUAUAUGCUUCAUGCUUCAAUGAAGGGGAAGACUAUAAACAGCGAGAGGUGGAGUAUGCCUGGUGGCAAAGUUAAUAUCGAAGUUUGUAACGAAAUUACAAAUAGUUCGCAGUUGGCAGUUUGGCAGGUGCAGACUCAAAUCGGGUUGACAUGCUCUACCAAAGCACUCUUAUUGUUUAAGUCAUCUCUUAAAAGAAAAAAACAACACGAUUAACUUAGAUCAUACUUAUAUAUAUAUACAUAUAUAUAUAAAUAUAUUAGUGAUGAAUUGCUACAAUACGGGCAUUUCAAAUUGACCGCUGUAUAAUAUUGUAAAAUGUAUAUACCAUUUGCUGCUAUAUUCAAAACAAUUAAUAUAUUAAAGCAUCAUCUGUUCAUUAUUUUUUAUGUUUAGAGUAAUAUUUUACAAUCCACAAUCUUACGUACGCAAAUUGGCAAUAAAAAAAGAGCAUGAGAAAUAACACACUUAACCAAUGUGUACCAAAUUUAA